Schistosoma margrebowiei is the source of this 3195-nucleotide messenger RNA. The record is from the annotation of a GenBank genome assembly. Lineage: Eukaryota; Metazoa; Platyhelminthes; Trematoda; Strigeidida; Schistosomatidae.
AUUUUUUAUUCUUUCUUGAAUUUGUAAGAUUGUCAGGAGUAGAUUUAAUUCUAUUGAUUCCUCCACAAAAUCAGCAAUUUCCCUUGUAAUUUUAUUAUUUAAUAACCUUUCUGUCUUCGUCUUAACAUUACAGCGGUCUGAUAAUUCACAUCCAUAUGAAAUGCAGCUUCUUUGACACUAUAUCCGUCUUCAAUAACUUUUUUAUGUGGCAUUGUCUCUUUUUACUUGAAAUUAAAUAGUUAUUUUCUAUUCAUCUCUGGCAUGUAAGGAUUAUGAAAAUUUUUCAAGAAACUCUGGUUAUUUCAAAAAUCGCAGAAAAUUUUAAAAAUAUUUUUGGUUAUUUGAAAUUUUAAAAAGACGAGUUGAAAUACUAUAGAAGAAUUCAGCAACUAUUUGCAUAGAAACAAUGUAUGCUGGAAAAUCAGUUUAAUGUCUUCUGAGUUUGCGAAAAGAGCAGGUCUUGAUGGCGUCGCGUAUAUAUUGGCCAUGCGUUUUCGUGUUUUCCAGUUAUUUGCACUCACUCCAAUCUUCGUUAUUUGCACUCCAUUGUUUUUUUUCUCUCAAGAAUCAGAGAAUGAAUUUCGACGGAUCACAAUAGCUAAUCUUGGAAUAACAGAUGUUUCAAGAGGAUGGAUAUUAUACACCAUUAUUAUCAUAUGUAUAAUAUUAUAUUUUAUGGUGACUGGAUUAUGCUUAACCGAAGCAUACAUCUGGCCAAGAAAAUUGAAAAUAUGUAAUAGUUGGAAAACAUUACCUUUGAAUAAUGAUAAUAACAAUAAUAGUGGCAGUAGUGAUGAACACCAAAAACCUAAUUCAUCGUUGACUAACGGUGGUAGAGAACAAAUUAGUCAAGGGGAACAAAAAGCCAUAAAUAUCUCGCAUAGUGAUGAUGAUAAUGACGAUGAUUGUGAAUGUGAUCGUAUUAAUGAGAUACCAAAUGUACUCAUGUUAACAGGUGUCCCAACUAGCACUACAGUCAAAUCAUUUGUAAAAAGAAUAACAGAAUUCUUCAAAAUUAAUCAUCCAGAAUUGAAGGUAAAAUGGAUUGAACCAGUUUAUUUAGUUCGAAAUUUGACGGAACUUGAACAAGCAAAAGCUGAAACAGAGAUUUAUCUACGCGCUUCAGUUGAACAAUUAGAAAUAACUGGCGAACAACCAUCCUAUCAUAAUUUCGGUACUAUUUGUCAAACACUAGCUACGAGUAAAUCAGACGCCAAUGCAAUUGUAGUGUAUAAUGAACAAUUAGAUGUGCUUGCAACACAAAUCAACACUAUAUAUGCAAUCAGUGGCCUAUCGAACAUUGAACUUUUGAUGAAAGAAAAUCCAGGAAAGAAUCUUACUGAUUUACUCGAUAUACCGCAUACAGGAAUUGUUUUUAUCGGUCUAGAAAAUUCAGGACAAGUUCUAAGAUUUCUGUCUUCAUACACAACUUGUCCGCUUCAAAUAUUUCCAAUCAACAAUACUAUACAUAUACAAAACUAUUGUAAACAGCAUCGUCCUUGGCGUAAUUUAUACUAUAUUAAGAAACCAAACCGAUCUAAUCUAUUCAAUCAUGCUUAUUUAGCUCCACCAUCAUCAGAUUUGUUGUGGCUGAAUAUAACUUCCACAACAUAUCAUGGAUGUCAAUGGUGGUUACGUGUAGUUUGGAUUCGUGUAGCUGUUGUUUUGUUGGCAUUCGUCUUAACAUCACCUGUUUAUAUACUUACUAUUGUAAAUUUUGCUGGAUUAUUCGACUGGUUGGGUAGAAUUUCGCGUCCAUUUAUUUCUAAAUGGGUCCCGGCAGCAAUUUUAGCAGGUGUCUCAUCACUUCUAACACGUCUAGUGAUCAUUAGUGAAUAUUGGACGAGACAUAAGACACGUGGAGGUUUAGAAAGUGUUAUCUACCGAAAUGCUUAUUGGUUCUUAUUUAUUACAGUGUUAUUAUUACCUUCUCUUGGAAUAACAGGUUUUCCAGCUCUGUUACAUCAACUUAUAACAACUAAAGUGAAUCAUUCAAAUCCAUUUGCUUUUUAUGUACCAUUUCGAACAGAAUGUAUAUUUUUACCAGACAGUGGUGCAUUGUUCAUCAAUUAUGUAGUAACAUGUGCACUACUUGGAACGGGUCUACGAAUUCUACGUUUGGGUCAUAUUUUUCAAAGUUUGAUUAGACGACACUUUUACGCUCAUACUGUGGCAGAAAGAAAAGUUUUCUCUGAACCUCAACCGGAAGUAUUCGCAUUUGGAGAAAACUAUGCAUUUCUGUCAGUUGUUCAUACAAUUAUUAUUGCUUACACACCAGUGUGUCCAAUCAUCUACGUCUUUGGUCUAUUGUAUUUUCUAUUUAAAUUUCUUAUCGAUAAAUUUAUGCUUGUAUGGAUUCAUGAGCCAUUGCAAUCAGAUAUAUAUGGUUGGACCGAAACCGACAAAAAGAAUUAUCAAUAUAUUUAUCAUUUGAAAUGGUUUCUUCAAUCAACUCGAUUUAGUUUAUCUGGAGUUUGUAUGGCAUCUAUCAAUGUGUUUGCUUUUUAUUCACUACGAUGGUCUUCUGUAGAAUUACGCCCACUGAUCAUUGCUUAUUUCGUUUUGACUAUGGUUACGAUUGUAAUAUCUGUGAUAUUUUCUGCCUUUGUCAAAUAUCAUUUAUCUUCUCUUAUAUGCCCUGUUUCUGUAUGCAGAAAAUAUUCCAGUCAUUAUCGUAAAUUAAUUGACUAUAAUCAAAACAAAAUGAUCUCCAGCUCAGUUAUAUGCACUUGCCCUAAAUUAUACCUUGAUACCUCUAGAACUGAAAGUGAUUACACAGUUCCUGUUUUACGUAAGUUUAAAUUGUGAGAAAAUUCAUAUCUAUCAAGAUACAUUUUAGCAAUCUUAUAAACAGAAAAAACUAAACUUAUGCUUUGGUUCUGAUUGUUACUUUUUGUAUAUUGAAAUGUAAUUUACCGUUCUACAACAGACCAUACUAACUUCAUUGUUAUGUUUUCCAUAUCUUAUUUUUAAUACUUUUUUUUCAUAUUGAACAUAGAGUCAAGGGAUUUAAUCAAAUUAUAUGAAUAUAAAACAAUAAUUUUUCCGAUUAUCAAUCUUCUUACCGCUUUCAAAUGGGCAUUGUUUUGACACUAAAAUCAAUAGGCAAUCUCACAAUAAAAAGAUUUUAUGAUUUGUCAAGUUCUUUUAAUAAGUGUAAAAUUCAUAAUAAAAUAUAAUUCAAAUGUAUUUAUC